CAUAAAGUGGUCGAGAGUACGGUGUUGUUUAUACCUUGUCAAUCUGAGAGGAAUACCGAAACGUGUCCGAUAUUAAUAGGACAUUUAUAAAUAUUGUUUUUAUCUGGACGUUUAACAGCUUAUAACAAGAAUGGUGCUUCUAUUUUUUCAUGAUAAAAUUAAGAUGGAAUCCCGUGAUCAUUCUCCGGAUGUUAAACGGGAGACCGAUAUGGAGGGAACUAGCAGCGACGACGAUACUGACAAUGUUAACGUUGACAUGGAAUCUAAUGUGUUGAGAGUGACAAACUUUUCUAUCGAAGAAAUCCUCAAACCAGACUUUGGAGUGAAAAAGACACUUGACAUAAACAUGUCGUCAGCGUUUUCCGCAUUUACACCUGUCCGUCACCAGGAAAAGCUUCUUCCGAGGUGUUCUUCCGCCUCAUCGUCAAUAUCUUCAUCGUCAUCUUCUCCUCGUUCCUGUGGAAGUGUCCCGUCCUCCCCGGAGAGUUCUGGCCAACCCCCCAAAUCCCCGGACAGCGAGUCUCGUCCUUCCCUGUGGCCUGCCUGGGUGUAUUGUACCCGAUAUUCGGACCGACCCUCAUCAGGACCAAGAUCGAGAAAAAUUCGGAAGAGCAAGGAAAAGACGGUAGAUGAAAAGAGACCCCGAACGGCCUUUACGAACGACCAAUUACAACGACUGAAGCGCGAAUUUGAAGAAUGCCGGUAUCUGACGGAGCAGAGGCGACUGGAUCUCGCGCAGGAGCUCAACCUGACAGAAGCUCAAAUUAAAAUUUGGUUCCAGAACAAGCGAGCAAAGAUAAAAAAAUCGGCGGCACCCAGAAACACUCUCGCUCUCAGCCUGAUGGCACAGGGCCUCUACAACCACUCGACGGUCUCCUGUAUCAAGGACGAAGAGACGUAAUACAUAGUGGGGAGUUGUUUCAGGAUCUUAACUUUAUUAUUGAAUGACUUUGUUUUGAAUGACUCUUGUUGAAUUUGCCGAAGAAUCGUUGUCUUGUGUUAUGUUGACGACUUUUACCGAAGAAUAGUGAUGUCGUCAUGAUGUUGUCAAUGGCGACAAUUCUUUUGGAUUCGGAUCAUCGAACAAUGAACACUGUGGACAAUUUGUGCUACUUAGGGAGUCUAGUCGAAUGUAAAUCCAUAUAUAAACUUAUUAUGAUCGUAGUUUUUCAUCGAAAUGAAAACUGAUAUUUUCAUUUUUGAAAGAAUUCAUGAUAGAGAGAAGGAGAUAUAAAUAUUGUAAGCAUGUGGUUAUGUAUUGUCUUCUGCGAAGACAAACUUUGUGAAGGAAUUCUGUUACAGUAAAACCUCGAUAUAAUGACAUCGUUUGUACAGCGAAAUUUCGGCGUUGUCAAGUUGUUUGGCGAAAUAUUGACUAAGUGAUGAAGAUUCAUAAAAGAGAAUUGCCAAGAAAAAAGAAAAAUGUUGACUUGAGAUAUAUUUUUAGUCGUUUUGAUGGAAAAUAAAACGAAGGGCAUUAUAUCGAGGGUUUACUGUAUUCAGUCAGUCGAACUAGCGAUUCAACAGUAGUUAAAUGUCGGACAUGUAUCGAGCAUGGCGUUUCUGUGCUAUUAUCAUCUCUGUAAACAGAUCACCGCUUUCAAAACUAUUCCAGAUACGUCGCCAUUGGUAUGAGCGGUAAUACCUCUACCCGACUGGACUUUAAAGCGCCGGCCCGGUUUCUUGCCUGGAGUGUUAGGUCCGCUCCGUGGUGUAAUCAAUCAUUGCUCCGCUAAAAUUGACAGAUCCCCUCAAUCAAGCAUGAUGGCAAUUGGCCUUGUAACGAUCCGGAUGUCCAAAGUUGUUUAAUCAGUUUGAAUUCAACAAUACUAAAAUGUUUACUUUAAAAGUUCUUUUUAAUACAUUUAUACUUUUUUUUUUUAAGAAAAAGGUGUCUCGAGGCAUGUAGAGAUCUGUAUGAUAUAUACUAAUGACUUGACAAUAUUCACACAAGACACCAAGUCCCGGUGGUAGAAACAAAGGAUUGAUAUUUUAGCAUAGCCAUUUGAUUAUUUUUUUGCACUACGUCAUGCACGAGGUUGCAACGGAUCUUUUACUAUGUUUGACUUCGCUUGAAAUUUGGGUUGCUAAAUAUUUCAAAUUGUACCCGCUUCUAACGAAACGAACCCGAAAUAAAAUUGAUAAAGAUAUUAUUGAAGUCUCUCAUUGAGAAACGUUUAUAUCAAGAGCUGUAUUUCAUUGUUUGGUCUUUUUGGUGGCUUUCAAAAGAACUAUAUCGUUUACAAGCGCUAAUAAAAUAAAUAAUAAUUCAACGGAGGUAAUUGAGCAGACAACAUUCGGAAGUUCAAACAUACUUUUUGCUAAAGAAAAAAAAUCUUUUUAAAUUUCUCAUUUUUUUGCUGUGAAUUCGACACUACCUAAACAAAGGAACUGUUAUUACAAACGAAAGUAAAUCCGCUUUCAAUGAAACAACGCUAAAAUGAAAUUUUCGAUUAAACGAAAGCUCUGAAUAUCAUACA
Mizuhopecten yessoensis (Yesso scallop) is the source of this 2480-nucleotide messenger RNA. Its product is annotated as homeobox protein engrailed-1-B-like. The transcript is spliced from 2 exons. Lineage: Eukaryota; Metazoa; Mollusca; Bivalvia; Pectinida; Pectinidae. Gene Ontology annotation, cellular component: nucleus. The record is from RefSeq and is a predicted model, not a curated record. Bases 131 to 901 code for a protein of 256 amino acids. Gene Ontology annotation, biological process: neuron differentiation; regulation of transcription by RNA polymerase II; multicellular organism development. Gene Ontology annotation, molecular function: DNA-binding transcription factor activity, RNA polymerase II-specific; RNA polymerase II cis-regulatory region sequence-specific DNA binding.